AUGCUGGUGCAUCAGGUGAAACUGAUGAAUGUUCGACUUGCAGCGGCUGAAAAGCGGAAUGCUUUCGCCGCUGAUGAGGAGAAGGGUGCAGAGGUCAGGGGGAGCAAGGAUAUUGCUGCUGCUGUGGUUAAGGGGAAGGGAGUUCACAAAAGUGACACUCAUGAGCAGCACAAAUGUGAGGUAUCGGUGGAGCUGAAGGAUGCAGCUGUGAAGGAGAAAACGAUGAUGCUGAAUGUGGAAAGCGUUGCAGCUGAUGGAACCGGGAUGAUGAGGGAACCCGAGGUGAAGCGUAGCUUGGAGGAAGCAGAUACGACCUUGGGUGGUAAUGAUGUUACCUUUGUGAAGCUGCAAGUAGCUGAUGCCAUGGGAGAUAAAAGUGUGGGGAGGGAUAAGACAGCCUUCCCUAAAACUGGAGUUGGGAUCGGCAAUGUGGCGAAGCCGGUCGACAGUGAGAAGCUGAGUGAUAUAGUUGAAUAG
This is a messenger RNA of Closterium sp. Yama58-4, 477 nucleotides long. Lineage: Eukaryota; Viridiplantae; Streptophyta; Zygnematophyceae; Desmidiales; Closteriaceae. The record is from the annotation of a GenBank genome assembly.